AGUUGGUAACUAGACUUAUAGAAUUGUCAUUAUUUUAUAUUCAAACGUCUGAAAGCAUAAAACAUUUUAUAGUAUGGCAAUCUUUUCUGUUCAAGUAACAACAUUUUAGUUAAAGUCAAUUUGACAAGUUCUUUCUAAAGUUUCCCUCAUUGCAAGUUGAGGGCUGACGGAACGUAACCAUGGGUCGUGUGAUUCGGGCUCAGCGUAAAGGUGCCGGUUCAGUUUUCGUGUCACAUACCAAGAAAAGGAAAGGAGCACCAAAGCUCCGAUCUUUGGACUAUGCUGAACGUCAUGGCUACAUAAAGGGAGUAGUUAAGGACAUCAUUCAUGACCCCGGUAGAGGAGCCCCGUUAGCGGUUGUACACUUCCGUGACCCCUACAAGUUUAAGACGCGUAAAGAACUCUUCAUCGCACCCGAGGGUCUUUAUACUGGACAAUUCGUUUACUGCGGCAAGAAAGCCACACUUGAAGUUGGAAAUGUGAUGCCCGUGGGAGCUAUGCCUGAGGGUACCAUUGUGUGCAACCUCGAAGAGAAGAUGGGUGAUCGAGGCCGGUUAGCACGUGCCUCUGGUAACUUUGCUACUGUUAUUGGCCACAACCCUGAUGCUAAACGCACAAGGGUGAAGCUUCCUUCUGGUGCAAAGAAAGUUCUGCCUUCUAGCAACAGAGGAAUGGUUGGUAUUGUUGCUGGCGGUGGACGUAUUGACAAGCCCAUCCUGAAGGCUGGUCGUGCAUACCACAAGUACAAGGUGAAGCGUAACUGCUGGCCAUAUGUCCGUGGUGUGUCCAUGAACCCAGUAGAGCAUCCUCACGGAGGUGGUAACCAUCAACACAUUGGUAAGGCUUCGACUGUCAAGAGAGGUACAUCCGCUGGUCGCAAGGUCGGUCUCAUUGCUGCCCGCAGGACUGGAAGAAUUCGUGGAGGCAAGACCGAGGCAAAGAAGGAGGCGUAAACUGUACUUUAUACCAAUUAAAAAUAUUAAUACAAAAAAAAAAA
Molecule: messenger RNA, 997 nt
Organism: Danaus plexippus (monarch butterfly)
Lineage: Eukaryota; Metazoa; Arthropoda; Insecta; Lepidoptera; Nymphalidae
Gene: RpL8
Product: large ribosomal subunit protein uL2
Exons: 7
Coding region: 180-953 (257 amino acids)
Biological process (GO): cytoplasmic translation
Cellular component (GO): ribosome; cytosolic large ribosomal subunit
Molecular function (GO): RNA binding; structural constituent of ribosome
Source: RefSeq, a predicted model, not a curated record